AUGUCAAGUGAUGAACAAAUACCUGUUGUUGCUGAUGUAGAAAAUGCUAAGAAAUCUGAUGGUGCAAGUACAGCUGAUGAACAUAGUGUGGAUAAGGUAAAUGAUGAUGAACAAGUUCCACAAGCAGAUGAAAAAUCACCAAUAGAAAAAGAAGAAGAUAAGGAAUCAGAAACAACAACUACUACAGCAGCAGCAACAGCAGAAGAUAACAAUAUUAAUGGAAAAGCCAAUAAUAAUAAACGUGAUAUUGAUCAUGUUGACGAAGAUGAUGAGAAAAAAAAUGGUCAAGCAGAAGAAGAAGAAGAUGAUGAUGAACAAGCUGUUGUAUCAACAACAACAGCAACAAAUAAAAAAAUAAAAAUAAGUGAUCCAUUGGCAAAUGAAAAUGGUGGUGAUACUGAUGAAUCUUCAUCAACAAGUGCAAAAGUACCAAAUGAAGAGCUCACUGUUGUUUAA
Adineta steineri is the source of this 456-nucleotide messenger RNA. The record is from the annotation of a GenBank genome assembly. Lineage: Eukaryota; Metazoa; Rotifera; Eurotatoria; Adinetida; Adinetidae.